Molecule: messenger RNA, 1023 nt
Organism: Oikopleura dioica
Lineage: Eukaryota; Metazoa; Chordata; Appendicularia; Copelata; Oikopleuridae
Source: the annotation of a GenBank genome assembly
AUGGUCCAGAAAAUCGAGCCGAAGCAAGCGCUCUCGGAGAAAGAGCUAGAGAUCGAGUCUAAUUUCAAAAUUGCCAAAACAGUUUUCGCGAGCUCAGUAAAGCGCUCAUUAUUGAGAGGGGCCGUUCCCGCAGUGUUAAAGAGACCCAAAAUGUCGUAUUCCACCGUCUUCCGAGGAGCCGAGAACACCCUUGAAUUCCGAAUUUUCUACAAGAACGCCGAUGGACAAAUCAUCAGUCCCUUCCACGACAUUCCCGCGUACGCUGAUACCGAGAACAAGAUCUACAACAUGGUCGUUGAAGUGCCCCGCUGGACCAAUGCCAAGAUGGAAAUCGCCACCGCCGAAAAGAUGAACCCCAUCAAGCAGGACGUCAAGAAGGGCAACCUCCGAUACGUCGCCAAUGUUUACCCCCAGCGAGGAUACCCAUGGAACUACGGUUGCAUCCCCCAGACCUGGGAGAACCCUAAGCAUGUUGACAAGAACACCAACGAAGGUGGUGACAACGAUCCCGUUGAUGUCUGCGAAAUCGGCUCCCGAGUGCCCGCUCGAGGUGAAGUUAUCCAGGUCAAAGCCCUCGGCAUCCUCGCCAUGAUCGACGAAGGAGAAACCGACUGGAAGGUCAUCUGCAUCGACGUCAAAGACGAGCUCGCCGACAAGAUCAACAACCUCGAGGACGUCGAGAACCUCAAGCCCGGCUACCUCGCCGACACCCGCAAGUGGUUCCGAACUUACAAGGUCCCAGACGGCAAGCCCGAGAACAACUUUGCCUUCGACGGCGAGUACAAAGACAAGGCCUUCGCUGACCAAAUCAUCGCUGAGACCUACCAGCAGUGGCAGACCCUCGUCCGAGGAGAAGCCGAAUCCAAGCUCGCCAUUGAAAACGUCUCUGUCGAGGGCUCAAAGGCUAAACUCUCUGCCGCUGAUGCUCAGGCCGUCGUCGAUGCUGCCCCUGCCGUCGCAGCCGCCGCCGCUGUCACCGACAUGAAAGCUUCUCGAUGGUUCUACCUCGAAGCCAAGAACUAA